Molecule: messenger RNA, 988 nt
Organism: Temnothorax curvispinosus
Lineage: Eukaryota; Metazoa; Arthropoda; Insecta; Hymenoptera; Formicidae
Exons: 2
Coding region: 266-940 (224 amino acids)
Source: RefSeq, a predicted model, not a curated record
AAAGAAUCUCGUGAAACAAGUGAAAGAGAAGAAGAAGAAGAAGAAAAAAGAGAAGAAGUAGUUAGUCCAACAUGUAUUCCAAAUGAAAUAGAAAUACAAGAGACUUUUGAAAGAAAUAAAACAGAAGAAAAAGGAAAAAGGGAAAGCUUGUAAAAUAAAUGUGCAAGACAAAAAGAAAGGCCACAAUUAUGCAAUAAAAUGAAACAUAAACCAAGAAGUUGGUAAUGACAAAACUGUUGUCACAAAUACGUUAUUGGAACUUCUAAUGGAUUCCGAAAAAAGAAAUAAGGAACUUCUUAACGAAAAUAAAGAAUUAACGAAAAUAAAUCAGCAGCUAAACAUACAAGUAAAAGAAUUACAAACAAAUACAACGCAAAAUGAUCCUAUCAUUACAAAAAUGGAAAGAAAUAUACAAGAGAAAGUUGAAGAUAUUGCUGUCAAUGCUUUGCGAAAAAUAUUUACGCCAGGACAAAUAAAAAGUUUAAUGUCAUUGCAUAACGUCCGUGUUAAAUGGUCAUCGGAAGAUAUAAUAUCAGCUAUUGGUUUGCGAUCAUUGAGCCCGAAAGCUUACACAUAUCUCAGAAAUGUAAAACAGGUUCCAUUACCUUGUGUAUCAACAUUGCGCAAUUGGGUUGCAUCUUUCAACAUAGCACCUGGAAUUUUCACAGAUUUCCUCAAAAUAAUGAUUGAUAAAGGAAAUAGUCUUUCCACAGCGGAAAAGUUAACAGUCAUAACUUUUGAUGAAAUAUACAUAUCUAAUAAGUUGGACUUAGAAAGAAGAGAACAACGAAUCUAUGGUCCACACAAGACAUGUAGUACAGUCACUUUAGACAAAAAUCAAGCGAAACCUCGGAAAAAAUGUCAGCAAGGUGAAUUUUGGCACAGACCUUCGUUUUUGCAUAAGAUUAAAGGGGGAAAAAAGUUUACCAUUAUACAGUAGCCGCUAAGAAAAAUAAUUAAACAAAUAGGACUCAAAUUCCGUUUUCUU